AGCAGAGGAGGAAGAAGAAGUGGGAGGCUUGUGUGUGAAAGGGCUCAUUGUAGGAGGGAGGGAUGAGUGUGUGUGUGUGUGUGUGUGUGUGUGAGUGAGUGAGGACCCCCUCCUCUUUAACUAGCUGCUCAGCGGUGGAGGGAUUAGGAGAGUCACUGCCCAGCAGACCGGAGGGAGGGGGUGUACUGCAACAAGCGUGAAUCAUGAUCGCCGUCAUUACUACAGACUGGGAGUGGAGCCGAAAUUGUGCAAGAUACGGAUAACGGCGAAGAAGGAAAACGGUGGGGGGGCGGAAAGGCUCCGUGUGGAUUCCAGUACAAGUUCCCCAGCUUUGCCCCGUGAUCAUGCCUCACCGGGGGCAGCGCCACCUCCACUGCCGCCGCCGCCGCCGCUGCUGCCCGGAGCCGACGCGUUGUUCCGCCGCCUCCCUCACAUGUGCUCUAUGCUGAAGAAGCGACCGAGGAACCAGAGCAGCGAGGAACACUGAGCUCUUACUUUAAAAACACACACACACACACACACGCGUGGAUACUUCCCCUCCUUUCUUUUUUUCCUCCCACCGUGUCGGGGUCCUCAGGAGUGGACGUGGUGGCUGUUGCGGGGGGGUGGUGGACCGAGAAAUAAGUUGUACUUGUUGGUCCAACAUGGGGAACGCGGGGAGCAUGGACCAGCACGCUGACCUCAGAGGACACAACAUGCCCCUGAAGCUGCCCGUGCCCGAGCCGGCAGAGCUGGAGGAGAGGUUCGCGAUCGUCCUGAAUUCGAUGAAUCUUCCUCCAGACAAAGCACGACUGUUGCGGCAGUAUGACAACGAGAAGAAGUGGGAACUCAUCUGCGAUCAGGAGCGAUUCCAGGUGAAAAACCCGCCUCACACGUACCUGCAGAAGCUGAGGAGUUAUCUAGACCCAGCAGUCACAAGAAAGAAAUUCAGACGGAGGGUUCAGGAGUCCACCCAAGUCCUGAGAGAACUGGAAAUUUCAUUACGGACCAAUCAUAUAGGGUGGGUGAGAGAAUUCCUAAAUGAAGAGAACAAAGGGCUGGACGUGCUGGUGGAGUAUCUUUCUUUCGCACAGUAUGCUGUCACGUUUGAUGGAGACUGUCUGGAGAAUAACCCGGAAGCUACGAUAGACAAGUCGAAGCCCUGGAGCCGCUCAAUAGAAGACCUUCAUGGAAGCAGCACGCUGCCGUCUCCCAUCACGGGGAACGGCAUCACACGUGGCGGGCGACAUUCCACCAUACGUCAUCUCCUCUACUGUCUGCCCGUCUUCGACAGCAGAUCACCAAGCACGCUGAGCUGUCCAAAGUGCUCUCAAAUCAAACGCUCGAACACUCUGCCCAGCCGGCGAACGCUGAAAAACUCCAGACUGGUCUGUAAAAAAGACGACGUCCACGUCUGCAUCAUGUGCCUGCGUGCGAUCAUGAACUACCAGUAUGGCUUCAACAUGGUCAUGUCACACCCACAUGCUGUGAAUGAAAUUGCACUAAGUCUCAACAAUAAAAACCCCAGAACUAAAGCUCUGGUCCUGGAGCUCCUGGCGGCGGUCUGUCUCGUGAGAGGAGGCCACGAAAUUAUUCUCUCUGCGUUCGACAACUUUAAGGAGGUAUGUGUGGAGGAGCAGCGGUUUGAGAAGCUAAUGGAGUAUUUCAAGAACGAGGACAACAACAUUGACUUCAUGGUGGCAUGUAUGCAGUUCAUCAACAUUGUCGUGCACUCUGUGGAGGACAUGAACUUCAGGGUUCAUCUACAGUUCGACUUCACCAAGCUGUGCCUGGACGACUACUUGGACAAACUAAAACACACAGAGAGCGAUAAGCUGCAGGUGCAGAUCCAGGCGUACUUGGAUAACGUCUUUGAUGUGGGAGCCCUCCUGGAGGAUGCCGAAACCAAAAACGCCGCCCUGGAGCGGGUGGAGGAGCUGGAGGAGAAUAUGUCUCAUAUGACAGAGAAGCUGCAGGACAUGGAGAAUGAGGCCAUGUCCAAGAUCGUGGAGCUGGAGAAGCAGCUGAUGCAAAGGAACAAGGAUCUUGAAUCCAUCAGGGAAGUCUACAAAGACACCAGCUCGCAGGUUCACUCCCUGCGGCAGAUGUUGAAGGAGAAGGACGAGGCCAUCCAGCGAUCUUCUAACCUGGAGAAGAAGAUCCACGAGCUGGAGAAGCAGGGCACCAUCAAGAUCCACAAGAAGGGAGACGGGGACAUCUCCAUCCUGCCCUCGCCGCCUUCCGGCGUGGAAGGCGUGCUGGGCGUGCCGGGCGGCGUGAUCGGAGGAACAAUUGGAGCUGUCAGUCCAAACCAUGUAGGCGUUGCAGCGGGCACGCCUGCUCCGCCACCACCACCUCCUCCUCCUCCACUGCCAGUGAACGGCACAUUGCCAAACGGACCUUCAUUGGCCAUUCCGACAAUGGCGGCGCCUCCUCCGCCGCCUCCUCCACCGCCUCCUCCACCCCCUCCUCCACCCCUAGGACUAGGCUCAGGCCCUCUGCCUCCUCCGCCUCCUCCCAUGGCUCCACCACUGCCCGGCUGUGGGACGCCCACCGUCAUCAUGAACUCUGGGUUGGCCGAGGGACCCAUCAAACUUUUCUCCGUCAAGAUCAAGAAACCCAUCAAGACAAAGUUCCGCAUGCCCGUCUUCAACUGGGUCGCGCUUAAACCGAACCAGAUCAACGGCACCGUCUUCAAUGAGAUCGAUGAUGAGAGGAUACUGGAGGACUUGAACGUGGACGAGUUCGAGGAGAUGUUCAAGACGAAAGCCCAGGGCCCGUCCAUUGACAUCACUUUGAGCAAACACAAGAUCAUCCAGAAGGGACCCAGCAAGGUGACCCUGCUGGAAUCCAACAGGGCAAAGAACCUGGCCAUCACGCUGAGGAAAGUGGGGAAGGCGCCCGAGGAGAUCUGCAAGGCCAUUCAGCUAUUGGACCUUCGCACUCUGCCCGUGGACUUCGUGGAGUGUCUGAUGCGCUUCCAGCCCACAGAGAACGAGAUCAAAGUCAUGCGUCAGUUCGAAAAGGAGCGCAAGCCGGUGGAGACCCUGACGGACGAGGACCGCUUCAUGAUGCAGUUCUGCAAGAUCGAGCGGCUCAUGCAGAAGAUGACCAUCAUGGCCUUCAUCGGCAACUUCAGCGAGAGCAUCCAGAUGCUCACGCCGCAACUUCACGCAGUCAUCGCAGCGUCAGUGUCCAUCAAGUCGUCACAGAAGCUGAAGAAAAUUCUUGAGAUUAUCUUGGCACUUGGAAACUACAUGAACAGCAGCAAAAGAGGAGCGGUGUACGGCUUCAAGCUGCAGAGUUUAGACUUGCUAAUCGAUACCAAGUCGACGGACCGUAAGAUAACGUUGUUACACUACAUCGCCAAUGUGGUGAAAGAGAAGUACUCGCAGGUUUCUCUCUUCUACAACGAACUGCACUACGUGGAGAAGGCUGCAGCAGUGUCGCUGGAGAACGUCCUGCUCGAUGUGAGGGAGCUGCAGAGGGGCAUGGAGUUGACCAGACGGGAGUGCAGCAUGCACGGCCACAACACCAUGCUCAAAGACUUCAUCACACACAAUGAGAACAAGCUGAAGAAGAUGCAGGACGACGCCAAGAUUGCACAGGACGCCUUCGACGAGGCGGUGAAAUUCUAUGGGGAGAACGCCAAAACCACGCCGCCGUCCGUCUUCUUCCCUGUGUUUGUGCGAUUUGUUAAGGCUUACAGGCAAGCGGAAGAGGACAACGAGCACAGAAAGAGACAGGAGCAGAUAAUGAUGGAGAAACUUCUAGAGCAAGAGGCCAUGAUGGAGGAAGAGAAGAAGUCUCCCUCCCAUAAGAACAAGCGGCAGCAGCAGGACCUGAUCCAGGAGCUGAGGAAGAAACAGGUGAAAGACAGCCGCCACGUCUACGAAGGCAAAGAUGGAGCCAUUGAGGACAUCAUCACAGCCCUAAAGAAGAAUAACAUUACUAAAUUUCCCAAUGUCUACUCGAGGGUAAGGAACUCCUCCAGUAGCACGCCUGUAGUGGUGGAUGUGUCCAGAACCUGAUUUGAGGAAUCAGCCUUACAGGCGAGCGGACGCCGUGCGGAGGAGUGUCAGGAGACGCUUUGACGAUCAGAACCUGCGGCCGGUGAACAACAACAACGGCGAGGUGGUCAUAUGACGAGGGACCGGUUCAUGUGCUGGAAGGGAGGAGGCGAACAGGUGGUGGUGGGUGGGGGGGGAAGGACUGAGGGAUGUUGAGAAGAGGGAGGGACGGAAGGUCGGAUGCGGAGCGAAGGCUGACGAGCGUUGUAGCAACCGUAGAUAUGAGUAUGUAUAUAUAUUACAUAAGAAUACGUGUUGUUCCCUGUCUGUGGUAUCGUAGCAGCAUUUCACGAUGAAGGACUGGGAGGUGGACGGGAAUGAGUUUAAAGAGAAGUGUCUGAAAGGUUCUCGAACCUUCGACAAGCCAAGUGCCUGAACUUAUUCUUGUGCUCUAAUGUCACACUGUGUUCUGUUUCUCUGUUUUUUAAUAGCCCCACUUUGAAAGCAAUACAGUUUGACCUGGCUUUAAUGUUGCGACAUGUUGAAACUGGACUUUGUGGCUUUAAGAGCCGCGCGAGGAGACGCUUCCUUAAUGUAGAAUGUACGGGACACGUUCCCUUCAGAUGUCACAGAUACUGCGUCUCUUACUGACCAAGUUUCACACUCGGUUUUAUCUCGGUACAUUUUGGUGCUUUCUUACAUUCCUCUUUCUACACAAACAUGCAUCUCAUGAGGCUUCUCGUCUUCAACUACAAGGGCUGACGAUCAGGCAGGAAGAUGGUGGACCGAAAUGAAUUCAAGAUCUGAAUUAUUAAAAGAAAUUAAGUGUAAGGUUGAUGGAAAAUGAAUGAAAAAGUCCACGAAACAAUAAUUAUUUUUCAAAACGAGACCUAGGGCCUGUGCUAGGAAACAGGAUUUGCUGUUAUUGAGGUAACUUGAGUUUUAAGUCCUACGAACCUGGUUCACUUCUUACUGGAAUAAAUCACCGUGGUUACCUUUGCUGAACCGCUAACACAGGUUACCAGGACGAUGUUGGGUUAAGUUGAGCCAGAUAAAGGACCGAUAUCCUGGAUAUGUUGAACCUGGUUUGUACAGGUUACCAGGACGAUAUGUUAGGUUAAGUGAAGCCGGAUAAAGAAAACCUAUCAGGACAGGGCCCGAGCGAAUGUGAAUCGCAUCCAUCAAAUCUCUUCAUACUGAUCAGUGGUUACCGAAGUCUGACUCUGUCGCUCUUAAUCCAUAGAAGAAGACGCCCAGUUCCACUAAACUUUGCCGUUUGUUUCUGUGACAACACAGAAGUUUCACUGGUUUAUGGGAACAAGUUACCAAGAGUAUAAACUGCACGAUAGACUCGAUGAUCUCAUUGACAAAACUGGAUAUAACCCAUCGUUGUAUUUACAGGUUAAUCAUACUCCAGGCUACUGUGUCUGCUCACUUUAUUGUAAUUUUAAAUGUAUAGUAUUUAACCACUGAAAAGAUUCCUUUAAGCUCAUGUUUCCGUCGAGUCAUUCGAGUGACGGCGAAACAGAAGAACAAAAACAAAAAAGUUUCCUAAAUGUACAGAUAUUUUGCUACAAACCAUGUUUUUUUAUUUUCCCUUUUCACAUUUUACCAGAUGGUUAAUAUUGUACAUAUUGUUUAAACAAAAGUUUUCAUUGCCUUGUGCUAUACAACUUGAAUGUUAUUUUAACUUAUAGAUUUUUUUUGUUUCCAUAUUUUUUUUUCUUUUGUAUAUUUAAUGAAGCCAAAUGCAGCCGGGAAUCUACAGUAGUGAGUGAAAUCCUGUUAUGAAGCAGGAUCACGCAGUUUGUUUGUGGGUUUAUGUCACGUGCAUCAAACCCAGCUCCGGCGACAUGCAGCACGCUCAUGUUACUGGACUCGUUGUGAAACAUUAAACUGGUUUCUGUUGGUUGACCUGUGAUGAUGAGCUGGAAUGUGGCUCAGUGAUGCACCUUGUAAUCAUCUCCGUCUCUCUUUAACUACACCGUCUGUAAUAGUGUCAUUUCUCUAACUGGAUAAUACUGGCAUGUUUUUUUUUAAACUUUCACCAGAAAUGUAUUUUAGGCAGUUUAUUGCGCUUAUUACAAAAUAACAAGCUUUUUUUUUUUUUAUUAGGUGAUAUGAGAUUUUCAUUGAAUAUGAUCAAAUAAACUAUUUACAUUGA
Molecule: messenger RNA, 6153 nt
Organism: Hippoglossus stenolepis (Pacific halibut)
Lineage: Eukaryota; Metazoa; Chordata; Actinopteri; Pleuronectiformes; Pleuronectidae
Gene: fmnl2a
Product: formin-like 2a
Exons: 30
Coding region: 645-4010 (1121 amino acids)
Biological process (GO): cortical actin cytoskeleton organization; cell migration; regulation of cell shape
Cellular component (GO): cytosol
Molecular function (GO): actin filament binding; small GTPase binding
Source: RefSeq, a predicted model, not a curated record